Messenger RNA from Striga asiatica, 504 nucleotides. NCBI's taxonomy places the organism in Eukaryota, Viridiplantae, Streptophyta, Magnoliopsida, Lamiales, Orobanchaceae. The record is from the annotation of a GenBank genome assembly.
AUGGACUCGGCCAAACCCGGUCAAAACCCGGCCAACCCACCCUUGACCCGGUCGACCCGGGCCAUUGACCCGGCUGGGUCAACUCGGUUGACCCGAAAUCCGUCACCGAGACACGAUUUCAUCUCUGAACACGAACACGAUUCCCACUCUGCCGUCGGCCAUACUCCGGGAAGUUUGCCCCACCAUCUCCGGCCAUCGAGAUACAAUGGCGGGCUCGAAAGAAAUCCGCAUUUAUGUGGCAAUUUUAUCCCCGAUUCUUCUCCAUCGGCAGCCACCCGUACGCGAGCCCUUCAUCUUCACUGGCAUCAGAUGGUCAAGAUCGAAUUGAAGUUCUCCAGGUACAUUCAAGUAGGAAAUGCAGUUGCUGUGCCUAUUGCUCGUGCAUUGAGAUAUUCCUUAGCUUUGGCAAUUAGAGGAUUGUCGGGCGAAGGCCCGUUGUUGACCCUACCCGAUGAAUACCCAAUCGUGAAAGACUUACCGUCUCCGGUUAUUUUGAUGGAGUGA